AUGUUGUCUGUUAGACAUCAGAGCAGACGACUGCAAGGUUCUGCCAGGUUGAUAACCGGCACUCGAAGUCAGUUGCUCCAUAAUCCGCUGCUCACGCGCUCGAUCACAAGCCCAAGACAAGGUGCUCGACACGCGCUCGCGACCCCGAAGAUAAUCAACGCGCACCCACGAUUCCGGUUCGAUUCAGUCCACCAACGGCAAUUCGUCCGAUAUCUGUCUGAUGGUCUGGUCCCGCGACAAAGGUCUAGGGUCUGGAUAAUCGCAUACAGAGCUGCUGCGUGGCUCGGCAGUUCGAUUGCGUUUCUCGGUUUAGGUGUGGUUGCCUUCUUCCUCUACGAUGCAUCGACGUACAAGGAGUCUGGCGACCAUGAGCCCAUAGAUGUUGCACGGACGGCAUUGAAUCCUCGUCGGGGCGGACCAAAAAAUCUGCCCAUCCUCGAGGCAUACCUCGAUGAUAACGACAGUCCAACUGCCAAGGAACGGAAGGAGAAACCAAGACUUGUCAUAUUAGGUGGCGGUUGGGGCGGCGUUGCGAUUCUGAAAGAACUGAACCCCGAGGACUGGAACGUCACCGUGAUAUCUCCGGCAAAUUACUUCCUUUUCACUCCUAUGCUACCUUCAGCGACGGUUGGCACCCUAGAGCUCAAAUCACUUGUUGAGCCGAUCCGGAGGAUACUUCAUAGGGUGGGCGGCCACUUCCUGCGCGCCAAUGCCGAUGACGUGGAUUUCAGUCACAAGCUGGUCGAGGUAUCUCAGAAAGAUGCAUCUGGAAAUCUGCAAAGAUUUUACGUGCCUUACGACAAACUUGUGGUUGCAGUGGGGUCCAGCACCAAUCCUCACGGAGUCAAGGGUCUUGAAAACUGCUUCUUCCUCAAGGACAUUCGAGAUGCUCGGAAGAUCAGGAAUCAGAUUGUCCACAACUUAGAACUGGCAUGCCUCCCUAGUACCUCGGACGAGGAGAGGAGGCGCCUUCUCUCAUUCGUUGUCAGCGGCGGUGGACCGACGGGUGUCGAGUUUGCGGCUGAACUGUUCGAUCUCCUCAACGAGGAUGUUACUCUGCACUUCCCAAAGCUGCUGCGUAACGAGAUCUCGGUGCAUGUUAUACAGUCGAGAGGUCACAUCCUCAAUACGUACGAUGAAACGGUUUCCAAAUAUGCAGAGGAAAGGUUUGCAAGGGAUCAAGUCGACGUUCUCACGAACUCUCGAGUUUCCGAAGUGAAAAAGGAUCGAAUCAUUUUCACUCAGAAAGGGCCUGACGGCAAGUUGACCACCAAGGAACUUCCCAUGGGCUUCUGUCUUUGGUCUACUGGUGUGUCGCAGACGGAAUUCUCAAAGAAACUAGCGGAGCGACUUGGCGAAGCCCAAGGUAACAGACACGCUCUGGAAACAGACAGUCACCUGAGGCUUCUGGGCACUCCCCUCGGCGAUGUGUAUGCCAUUGGGGACUGUAGCACAGUCCAGAACAACGUAGCAGAUCACAUCAUCAGCUUCCUACAAGCGUAUGCAUGGAAGCACGGCAAGGAUCCUCAAACCCUCCAGCUCCAUUUCAGCGACUGGCGGAACGUGGCGGCCGACGUCAAGAAACGCUUCCCACAGGCUGCAAGCCAUCUGAAGCGACUUGAUAAGCUUUUCGCCGAGUUUGACAAGGACCAGAGUGGAACCCUCGACUUUGGCGAGCUUCGAGAGCUUCUGAGACAAAUCGACUCGAAACUAACCUCGCUUCCGGCCACGGCCCAGCGUGCACACCAACAGGGACAGUACCUAGCUCACAAGCUCAACAAAUUGGCACGAGCAGCCCCGGGACUGCGGGCGAAUGAUAUAAUUGAUGGCGAUGUCGAUGCAGCAAUUUACAAGGCUUUCGAAUACAAGCAUCUGGGAAGCUUGGCUUACAUUGGCAACUCUGCCGUUUUCGACUGGGGUGAGGGCUGGUCUUUGACUGGUGGAUUGUGGGCGGUUUACGCCUGGCGCAGUGUCUACUUUGCCCAGAGCGUCAGCCUUAGAACCAGGGUGCUCCUGGCCAUGGACUGGCUUAAGCGUGGUCUUUUUGGUAGAGAUUUAAUGGCGUACUAA
Molecule: messenger RNA, 2070 nt
Organism: Pyricularia pennisetigena
Lineage: Eukaryota; Fungi; Ascomycota; Sordariomycetes; Magnaporthales; Pyriculariaceae
Exons: 4
Coding region: 1-2070 (689 amino acids)
Molecular function (GO): calcium ion binding; NADH dehydrogenase activity
Source: RefSeq, a predicted model, not a curated record